This is a messenger RNA of Schistosoma mattheei, 564 nucleotides long. NCBI's taxonomy places the organism in Eukaryota, Metazoa, Platyhelminthes, Trematoda, Strigeidida, Schistosomatidae. The record is from the annotation of a GenBank genome assembly.
AUGCCCGCAUCUCUUACCCAGAAACUUCAUAAUGGUGAACAUAAAGUCCCAAAACGUUGUCCAGAAGAAAAUUUAGCACAUCCUUUGUCGUUUUACUCGAGAACGAUUUUGUAUCUAAAAUGUUUUUAUUUCAGACAAACUAAAAUACUAUCAGUUGAUAUCUAUAAGAUCUUGGCCUUUAACGAAAUGGUUUUGUGCGCAAUUUGUUCAAUUGAAACUUACAAGUACAAAUGUCCGAGGUGUAUUGCACCAUAUUGCUCACUUGCCUGUUACCAAAAACAUAAACAAAAUGAGUGCAAACCGGAAACCUGUGUACCAAGGGUUGUGCAUGCUACUGUCGAACGAGAGGAUGAGAUGGUCGACUAUGUUCCGAAGAAAAUUUUAGAAGGCUUAAAAUACUCGGAUAAAAUUCGAGAUCUACUGAAGAACCAUCAUCUCCGGAGUCUGCUUCGAUUUUUGAAUGAUACAAAUAAACCGUACUCUGCAUUGGAAAAUGUUAUGCGUGAACCUAUUUUCGUCGAAUUUUCAGAUGAAUGCCUUAAGAUUGUAGACUCAAACUUAUAG